Messenger RNA from Rhodamnia argentea, 3930 nucleotides. RefSeq names its product mediator of RNA polymerase II transcription subunit 15a-like. The transcript has 12 exons. Gene Ontology annotation, biological process: regulation of DNA-templated transcription. Lineage: Eukaryota; Viridiplantae; Streptophyta; Magnoliopsida; Myrtales; Myrtaceae. The coding region runs from base 251 to 3580 and encodes 1109 amino acids. The record is from RefSeq and is a predicted model, not a curated record. Gene Ontology annotation, molecular function: transcription coactivator activity; chromatin DNA binding.
UCUUAGGAGUUUAUAAGGUGACGAUGGCGCAAUUCACCAAGAAGACCUCGUUAAACUGCUUCCAUGUCCUGCAACUCCUUCUUCUCCAAGUAAUCCAUAAUUGAGGACUCUAGAGCGUGGCUCCACCUCGCAUUGCUCUCCCCAUCGCCCUACGUAAGAGUCCUGGCGGUGUCGUUGAAUUCUCUCGGCUGAUUGUUGCCGAUCGUCGGAAACCAUCAAUGGAUUGGUGAGAACAAGGAUCGGAUAAUCGAUGGAAAGCAAUAACAACCCGGUGGCUAAGGCGCAGGGCGGCGCUCCUGCCGUCGAAGGCGGCGAGUGGAGGCAGAGUUGGCCGCCGGAAUCCCGCAAACGGGUCGUCAACAACUUCAUGGAGAACCUGAUCAAGUGCGUUCCUCUUCGCGGGCAAGAGGGUCUUCCCGAAGCACAGAAGGUCGCAAUGCAGUUGGAGGAUAGGCUAUAUACUGCCGCCUCAAGUCAGCAAGAUUAUGUACGGAGGGUAUCUCUAAAGAUGCUACAGAUUGAGAGAUGUCAGCAAAAUAAAGGAGCCAAUUCAUUGCUGGCCAACACCAGUGGGACAAGCAAUAUGCCUUCAGAUCCAGGUGCCUGGACCCAAAUUCAAAAUCAAAGUCAAUCAAAUCCCAAUCAAGCGGCAGUUAAUCAGUCUCAAGCACAACAUAGGACACAAUGUCCUCCCAAUUUAUCAUCCAUGCCCCCUCCUGGCAACUCGAACUGGAAUUCCACACCAAGUGCGGGUGGACUGAACUCCAACAUGCAGCACAUCCGGGUGUUCUCAGACAAGCCACAGAUGGGUAUGAAGGGAAGAGAUAUCUCCUCAAGCAUGUUUUGUAAUCCUCAGAGGCAGAUUCGUGGACCUGAACAGCAUCAAUCUCAAAAUCCACAGCAGCAUCUUUACAACCAGCAGUUGCAGCGUCAGGCCAUGAAGCAAAACUUUCAUAAUUUGUCACCGGCCACUCGAUCUCAGCCUCCUCAGCAAUCUGUUCUGCAGACAUGCCCUAUCACACAGCAAAUUGUUAUGCAGUCAUCUCCUCUGUCUAGCCUUCAUCAAAGUCAACUUUCCUAUACUCAGCAAUCAAAACAAUCAGUGCUUCAGCAACAUCAAGAAUCAGUUGCCAGGCUCCAACAUCAAACACAACAUACAAGUGCCUACCCAGUGCCUCCACAACAGCAGAAUAUAGGACAACAGGCCACUGUAUUGAAUAUGCCACAAAAUAACUUCAUCAACCAGCAUAGCAGCCUGAUGAAUAUGCAGCAGCAACUGCAGAAUGACAUUCCAAACCAGCAGCAGCAAGUGCAGCAACAAUUUGUGCGGACUCAAUAUGGGUGCUCUAGCAAACAGGGGUGUAUGCAAGAGCCUCCCAAUUAUUUACCAUCUGGUUCCUACCAUUCUGGAAUGCAGAGAAAUUUACAAGCGUCAAGAUCAUCAAUGCAGCACCAGAGUAUGACAAAUCAACAAAUGCAGUCAUUCCCAUCACAAGUGCCCCUUCCAGGAACAUCGAAUAUGAAGAGUUUUGCCUUCAAUUUUGCAGAAUCUCUUGAUUCCAUCUCUCAAACAGAUACUGCUUGUGCUGGCAAUUGGCAAGAGGAAUCUUUUCAAAAGAUUAAUGACAUGAAGAGGCUGUAUUUAUCUGAAUUAGAGGAAAUAUACAGCAGAGUUUCUAUGAUACUGCAGCAGAAUGGUUCUAUUCCCCAGUCACCCAACUCGGGGCAAUAUCAAAGGUAUAAGAAAAUGGUGGCUCAAGUCAUUUCUUUUCUGCGAGUUCCCAAAAGCAAAAUCUCACCCAGUAUGAAGGAUAAUUUGAGUUCAUACGAGGAGAGCAUUGUGAAUAUCAUCAAUGUAAGUAGAACUGGGAGGCUAAUUCCGCUGCAGCAACCACAAGUCCCCCCACCCUCACCUCAUAUGCAGUCCAUGCCGCCUGAACAAUCCCCAGCUCAGUUUCCUCCUGUCCUGUCACCUGGAAUAGAUAUGUCAGAAACCACUGUUAAUUUUCAGUGCAACCCAAACAUGCUUCAGUUUAAUUAUCUGAAUCAACAUCAGGAGCGACGGAUGCUGCAAAAUCAGCAACUUAAACAACAAUUUCAAGAAUGCCAGGUGCAGCCACAGCUGAUGCAGAAACAACAGAUUUCACAGCAGCUACCUGCAUGCUUGCAGACUUAUCAGAUGUCACAGCCUCAUCAAAUGGGCGAUCCAAAUGACUCAAAGAUGAGAAGUGUCGGACCAGGAUCUAUCUCUCAGCAACAUCGUUUAUCUGGAUAUCGGUCUACUCAUUUAGAUCAACAAUUGAAAUCGGGAACUUCAUUGCCUAAAUCUUCACAGCAGCUUCUCCCAGCGGCUUCCAUUCAAAUCUCAGAGCACCCUUCUCCAGACAUUGAUAGGCAAAAGCUGUUGAUGGCUUCCACAAAAACUGGAACUUUUUUACAAUAUGCAGACUCACCUUUUAUAGUUCCAUCCCCUGCUACUCCUUUGGGCUUCUCGCCAAUGCCAGCGGAGACCAAGAAAUCUAUUUCAGGUCUCUCAUCACUAUCCAAUGGUGGAAAUAUUGGACAGCUGCAAACAGAUGAUGCACCGGCAUCAACACCACCAGUUUCUAUUGGGACUCCAGGAAUUUCAGUCUCACCGCUGCUUGCUGAAUUAAGUAGUCCAGAUGGGGCUCCAUGGAAAUCGGCAAAAACUUCUUCUGGAAAAUCAAGUGUUACUGAAGAGCCUGUUGAGCGUCUAAUUAGAGCGGUGAACUCAGUUUCACAUGAAGCUUUUCAAUCUGCCGUAAGUGACAUUAUGUCAGUGGCCAGAGGAGGCGAUUGUCUAGCUGGGACUGGACAAGGAAGUGGUUCAAGGAAUGCGGUUGGUGAGGACUUGGCUGCAACAUUGAAGUGCCAUUUGCAAUCACAAAUAUCCAAUUUGCAAGAUGAAAUAAGUGGCACAAGGAAAUUGAAACGCCAUGUUUGGGCGAUGCCUCUGAACCUGGUGUCAUCUCCAGGAAGUAUGAAUGAUAGUUUUGCGCAAAGGACUGGUUCAGAAAUUUCCGAUAUAGAGUCAACGGCAUCAUCUAGUAUCAAAAGGCCGAGAUAUGAGGCUAAUUACGACCUCUGCGGAGAAAUAAAGCAGAUUAACCAGCAACUUAUACUCACAGUGGUCGAUAUUAGUGAUGAAGAAGUUGAUUCUCAUGCAGCUUCUUCUUUUACUAAAGUAGGUGAAGGAACUAUAGUUAAGUGCUCUUUCACCGGGGUGGGGAUAAGUCCAAUUCAAAGAUCACAAACCACCUCCUUGAAAACGUCACUGAUUCAGCCUUUGUGGUUGCUUCUGCCUAUGAACUAUCCAAACUGCUCUCCCAUACUUCUGGACAAGCUUCCAGUUGAUGUCAGUAAAGAGGCUGAAGAUCUUUCAGCUAAGGCAAAAUCAAGGCUCGGCCGUGCUCUCAGAAUGCUUGCACAACCCAUGUCGCUCAGAGGGAUAGCGCUGAGUUGGGAAGAGAGUGUUCGAGCUGUCAUUUUGGAUUUUGCAAGGCAGAGCGGCGGCGGCAGCUUCAGCUCCAAAUAUGGAGCUUGGGAACAAUGCUCCUAAUUUUGAGCCUAGUGCUAUUUAAUAGCGCUGUUAUUUCUAAUCGACACGACCAAUUACAGUUUUUCUUCAAUCAAGACCAUUGAGUUACACAACUUAGGUUGAGAUUUUGAUCAUCAGCCGAGCAUUUUGAAUGUUGCCAUUUUCUUUUUAAGAGCAUGAGCAGUUGAGCACUGAUAUCUAUCAUCAAUAAUUCCUCUGUACUUUCUGUGCUUCUGCUCUAGAUUUUGCUUUUGAAUUGCAUAUUUUUGGGAUUUGCUUGGUGUGACUGUUCAAGUGUUGGUUUUUGGAUGGGGAGCUUGAAGUUGAAGCGGGUCUCAGUUAAGAUUAGUUGACUUCAGUAGAAAGUAGUG